UAUUUGCAGUUUUAUGAGUGUUGUCCUCCAUACGCCAUUUAACGCGAGACGCACUUGUAGCGAAAAAGUACCGAUAAAAGAAGUUUUCUCGAAUAGAAGAAACAUUUUACUGGAAAAAAUACUAAAUACAAAAAAAUAAUUUGCAAAAAUUUCAAUAAAAUAAAUGAGAAAUAAAUUGAAAUUGAGAUAAAAAGUGUUAGUAAAAUAAUAAGAAAAAAAGAAAGAAAAUUUACAAUGGAAAUGUGUAAAAAUGCAAUUGUAUCGUCGUACAAAAUUUAUCGAUGAAAAUUUCAUAUUGAAGCAAAAAAUUAUUAAUGUGAUUUGUCUUCGUCGUCGUUGUUGUCGUCUUCUUCGUUAUUAUAGUCAACGUAGUAGUAGUUGUAGAAGUGGACGAGUUAGAGAAGAGGAGAAUAAAAUUGUAGUAAAGAAGCAUAUAGGGAAAAUUAACAAAAAAAUAAAAUUACCAAAAAAAAUAACAGAAACAAACGAAUUCAAACACAUAAGCAAAUCUGCAACAACAACAAUAAAUCGAAGAAAUCAACUUUGUAGUGUUGUUGUUGUACGUUUUUAAAACAAAAAUUUUUCGUGCGGUGUAAAGUGGGGUAAAGCUCAUUUAGUGUUUGUGUAUGUGAUAAAGAGAGAGAGCAAGAGUUGGAACAAAAGAGAAAAAAGUGUAUUAGCAAACAAACACAAAAAAGAAGUAAAAAAAAGAAGGCAAAUCUGUAAAAAACAUUAAAAUUAUUUAGUGGAAGUAGCUAGAAAUAAGAGAAGUGAAAAAAAGAAGUUUUAUUUUUAAAGGGGGAGGGAAACAGAAAAAAAGAAGAGCACUACCACCAACUACCAUAAUAAUAAUAACAACAAUAAUAAUAAUAAAAAAAGUAAAAGAAGCAGCAGCCUCAAAUAAAAUAUAAAAAAUGUGAAAAAAAUAAAAAAAAACGAAUUGAAAUAUACAAAUCAGUAAAGAAAUAACACAAAAGGCUAAUAAAAACCUAAAAAUUUUAAAAGUUAUUUAAACAAAUUUAUUUAUAACUAAAAAAAACAAAAGUAAAAGCACAAUUCACGUUAAACAAAACGCGCCUUUUAGCUUUACAAAACCACUGUCAAAUCUAAUUAAUAUAAUAACAACAACCACAAAAAGAAAUUGAUUUUUUAUACAAUCUCUUUACUGUUUAACAACAACAACAAAUAAACCACUUAAGGAGUUUCGUUGCUGAAAUUUUGACACCAUUUGGUCUACAAUAUUUAACAAAUGCUAAAUAUUUCUUCUUAAAUACAUUUGUUGUAUUUAUCUUUUAAAAAUAGAUACCAAGUUUGCGAAAUACACGCACACACAUAACAAAACCAUUAGCGAAAAAAAAACAAACGUCACACAACCAAAAAGGGGGAAAUUGGUGUGAGUGAAAGAGUGAGCAAAUCAACACCAUAGAAAUAACAACAAAAACAUAAAGCAGAAAAAAAAUAACACACAUACAACAAAAAAUAACAUACGAGGUGGUUGUUCAACAAAAAAGUAGCGAAUACGAAGAAGAACAAGCAGCAGCAGCAACCACAGCAACAACAAAAGUAGUAAUAAAAAACAACAACAAUAUUAUACAAAAUACACAAGCAAAAGAAACGGUAAAACGAAGAAGCAGCAGCAGCAGAUACAAGAAGACAAAUAUGAACUAAAUUUGUUGUUUUUUCUUGUAUUUCUGAACGAAAAUUCACACAAAAAAGAAAAAGUAACUGAACGGCAGAGACCGAGAAAGAGAUACACAAAGAGAGUGAAGGAAAAAAAAAGAAACGAAACGAACGUAUAAUGAAAUAUAAAAUCAUUUUUAUUGUAAAAAAAAAUGAAGCAAAAGUAAAUUUUUUGAUGGUACGCAAAUUUUAACAAAAAAAUUAAAUAAAAAGAAAACGAAAAUAUAAUUUUAAAGAGUAUACACACGAUAAAUGUUAACCAUAAGAAAAGAAACAACAAAGUAUUGAAUUUAAACUUAUAAUUAAAGCAAAUUGUUGGGGAAUUGUAUAAAAAAAAUUACAAAAAUUUUUGUUCAAAAAGUUAAUAAAAAUUUCCUAAAAAUGCUGGAUGUUAUAGAAACUAGGAGAACGGCUGCGUGAGCAGACGAUACUCUCUUAUCCAUCCAAACAUCCCCCCACAAAAACACUAACGUGUGCCUGCUACCUGCGUGUGUGUGUAUGAAUGACGGUGGAGCAGCUCAACGCCAGCAAAAAGAAUUAGCGGCCACAGCAAGAUUAUCUAUCUUCUCUACAUUUAUUGAAAGUAUUUAAAAAAAAUAAGAAAAAAACUAUAUAGAAAAGAAAAUAAAAACCAACACAAAACGUAACGAAAGAAAGAAGAAAACCUAAACUAAAAACUACUUACUGGAGUUGAAAAAGAAGACAAAAAAGAGUGAGCGCCAAUUAAUAAUAAAUAAUUUUAAAGAAAUCUUCAAAACACAACAACAAGAACACCAGCUACAUCAGCUGGAAAGGAAAAAACAACAAACAUAAAAAGGAGUAGUUGAAGCAAACAACCAACAGCUCCUUUUAAAUAUUAAAAAAAAAAACAACCACAAACUUUAGUAAAUAAACUCACACACCAACCAAUCAACCAACAAACCAACCAAGAUAAAUAAACCCACAAAUUGACAUCACACAUUUUCGUUGCAAACCAAAUAUAAUAAAAUGUAUGGCAAAUCGAAAACGUCGUCGGUGCCUUCAGAUGCUCAGGCCCGUGAAAAAUUAGCUCUAUACGUGUACGAAUACCUGCUGCAUGUGGGAGCCCAAAAAGCUGCACAAACUUUCCUCUCCGAAAUAAGAUGGGAGAAAAACAUAACAUUGGGCGAACCACCAGGUUUCCUACACACAUGGUGGUGUGUCUUCUGGGACCUAUACUGUGCUGCUCCCGAAAGACGCGAUCAGUGCGAUCACUCAUCAGAGGCCAAGGCCUUCCACGAUUAUGGUUUUGUUAGUUCAGGCUAUGGCGUAAACGGAAUUGGCCCCGGAGGUCCUCACAGUGCUGGUGGUCCAGCGCCCAGUCCACUCGGACAGAUGCCACCCGGUGGCGACGGUCCCAUGGGACCGGGCGGUCCAAUGGGAGCGAAUUUCUUCCCCAGUUCAACGAUGAGACCUUCUCCACCAACACAUGCGUCAAGUCCGCAGCCCCCACCAUCACAAAUGAUGCCGGGUCAGCCACCAUUUAUGGGUGGACCACGCUAUCCCGGUGGUCCGCGACCCGGUGUGCGUAUGCAGGGUAUGGGUAAUGAAUUUAAUGGUCCGCCCGGACAACCCAUGAUGCCGAACAGUAUGGAUCCCACGAGGCCGGGUGGCAUGGGUCCCAUGAAUCCUCGCAUGAAUCCGCCCAGAGGACCAGGUGGCAUGGGUCCCAUGGGCUAUGGCGGACCAGGUGGUAUGAGGGGUCCAGCACCCGGACCGGGUGGCAUGCCGCCCAUGGGUAUGGGCGCCGGUGGCAGACCACCGCAAUGGCAGCCUAAUGCAACAGCACCUAUGAAUGCGUAUUCAUCUUCAUCGCCUGGCAACUACGGUCCCGGCCCAGGUUCGAAUGGUCCGCCAGGACCCGGCACGCCCAUCAUGCCCUCGCCGCAAGAUAAUACACAAGCGGGCCCUGGUGGUCCUGGCGACAACAUGUACUCGCUAAUGAAACCAGAAUUCCCCAUGGGCGGUGGACCGGAUGGCGGCGGUGGCGGACCCGGCGGCAUGGGUCCCAUGGGUGGCGGUCCUAAUUCAAUGGGCCCUGUACUUAAUGGUGGUGCCGGCGAUGGCACCGGUCUUGAUGGUAUGAAAAACUCACCAGCCAACGGAGGACCCGGUACGCCCCGCGAAGAUUCGGGCAGUGGCAUGGGUGAUUACAAUCUGGGCGGCUUUGGGGGACCAGGAGAGAAUGAUCAAACGGAAUCGGCGGCUAUACUCAAAAUCAAAGAAAGUAUGCACGAAGAAGCGAAAAGAUUUGAAAAAGAUUCAGAACAUCCUGACUAUUUUAUGCAAUAACCGCCCGGACAAAAUAUACCACCACCAAUCCCAACACCACAUCCUACAACACAAACGCCACAACAAUUGCAGCAGCAGCAACCACAUAGUAACUCCUCCGUCACCUCCUCCUCGACAUCUACAAACAGCUCCUGCCCUUCGUACAGCAGUUAUCAACAGCAACAAAACACAAACACCUGUACAAGUGGUGUUACAAAUGAUGAUGAUAAUGAUGACGAAACGACUGCAGCAGCCGCCGCUGCCGCAGCAGCAGCUUUACAAGCCGUUAGCAUGAUGAAUACUACAAUUAAAGAUCCCACACAUGCAACAUCAGCGUCAGCGGCUUCAACUCUUACCACGGCCAUGCUCCAGCAUUUAUGGUCAUCUAUGGCAGCAGCCACAGCAGCUGCCGCCUCCAAACAACAAGAAAAAUUCUUAGAUACUUAAGAAACGUAUAAACAAAAAUAAUGUAUGAUUCCUCUUCUCUUUAAUCUAAAACUACUA
Messenger RNA from Lucilia sericata (common green bottle fly), 4473 nucleotides. RefSeq names its product single-stranded DNA-binding protein 3 (gene Ssdp). Gene Ontology annotation, cellular component: nucleus. Gene Ontology annotation, molecular function: protein binding; single-stranded DNA binding. The transcript is spliced from 3 exons. NCBI's taxonomy places the organism in Eukaryota, Metazoa, Arthropoda, Insecta, Diptera, Calliphoridae. The record is from RefSeq and is a predicted model, not a curated record. Gene Ontology annotation, biological process: positive regulation of transcription by RNA polymerase II. The coding region runs from base 2668 to 3990 and encodes 440 amino acids.